AUGCCAAAAAAAGCUCUUGAUUCUCGUAUUCCAGCGCUCAUAAAGAAUGGCUGUCAGGAAAAACAACGAAGUUUUUUCGUUGUUGUCGGCGACAAAGCUCGAGACCAGGUUGUAAAUCUUCAUUGGUUACUAUCCCAGUCAAAGGUUGCCGCUCGUCCUAAUGUUUUAUGGAUGUACAAAAAAGAUUUGUUGGGUUUUACCAGCCAUCGUAAAAAACGAGAGACUAAAAUCAAGAAAGAAGUAAAGAGAGGAAUCCGUGACCCUAACUCUGAGGAUCCUUUUGAGUUGUUCUGCAGUAUCACCAAUAUUCGUUACUGCUACUACAAGGAAUCUGAAAAAAUUUUGGGUACUACUUACGGAAUGUUGGUUUUGCAAGAUUUUGAGGCAUUGACUCCUAAUAUCCUUGCUCGUACAAUCGAAACCAUUGAAGGAGGUGGUGUUGUCGUUCUCUUGCUUCACAAAAUUAAAUCGUUGAAGCAACUUUAUACCAUGUCAAUGGAUAUUCACUCCCGUUAUAGAACUGAAGCUCACAGUGACGUGACUGCUAGAUUUAAUGAAAGAUUUAUUUUGUCUUUAGGUAAUUGCGAAAACUGUCUUGUCAUUGAUGAUGAACUCAACGUACUUCCCAUUUCCGGUGGUAAGAAUGUGAAGCCUUUGCCUCCCGUUGUCGAUGAAGAUAGAUCGACAGAAAACAAAAUCAAAGAACUGCAGGAAUCUUUAGGGGAAGACAACUUAGCGAGUGGUCUUGUUGGAAUUACCCGUACCCUUGACCAAUCCCAUGCUGUCUUAAGUUUUGUGGAAUCUAUUGUAGAGAAAAGUUUGAGAGGUACCGUUUCGCUAACUGCUAGCCGUGGUCGUGGUAAAUCUGCUGCUUUGGGUUUAGCAAUUGCAGCUGCCGUUGCUUACGGUUAUUCUAAUAUCUUUAUCACUUCUCCCAGUCCCGAAAACUUGAAGACUCUUUUUGAAUUUAUUUUCAAGGGAUUCGAUGCAUUAAAUUAUGAUGAGCAUACAGAUUAUGAUAUUGUUCAGUCAACGAAUCCAGCUUUUAACAAUGCCAUUGUGCGUGUUAAUAUUUUCCGCGAUCAUCGCCAGACAAUUCAGUAUAUUCGCCCUGAAGAUGCCAAUGUUUUAGGACAAGCUGAAUUAGUGGUAAUUGAUGAAGCAGCUGCUAUUCCCUUACCUUUGGUACGUAAGUUGAUUGGUCCUUAUUUGGUGUUCAUGGCUUCCACCAUCAACGGGUACGAAGGCACUGGUCGCUCUCUCUCUUUGAAGCUUUUACAACAACUUAGAGAACAGUCUCGUAUGGUUUCAGCAAAUGCAAAUAGUCCUGCCGGUAAUUCUUCAAUCAGCGGAAGAACUUUGAAAGAAAUAAGCUUGGAUGAACCUAUCAGAUAUGCAGCUGGAGACCCUAUCGAGGGAUGGCUUAAUAAGUUACUUUGCUUGGAUGCUACUAAUUAUAUUUCAAAGUCCGCAGCUCAAGGAUUUCCUCAUCCAUCCGAGUGCUCACUAUUCCGUGUUAGCAGAGACACGCUGUUCUCCUACCAUCCGGUUUCAGAAGCAUUCCUGCAACGCAUGAUGGCUCUCUACGUUGCAAGUCAUUACAAAAAUUCUCCAAAUGAUUUACAAUUAAUGUCCGAUGCUCCUGCUCAUCAGUUAUUUGUAUUGUUGCCUCCUGUAGACCCAAAGAAUCCCAAAUUACCUGAUCCUAUUUGUGUUAUUCAAUUAGCUUUGGAAGGUUCUAUUUCUAGGGAUUCCAUCCUAAACGGAUUGAGUAGAGGACAAAGAGCAGGUGGUGACUUAAUUCCUUGGCUUAUAUCUCAACAAUACCAAGAUGAAAAUUUUGCCUCUUUGGGCGGUGCUCGUAUCGUUCGUAUAGCUGUUUCUCCCGAGCAUACAAAAAUGGGAUAUGGUACCAGAGCGUUAGAGUUAUUGCAUGAUUACUUUGAGGGUAAAUUCGUUAGCAUUUCCGAAGACUUUCGCUCCCCUCUUGAUAGCAUGAAGAGAGUUUCUGAUGAAGAGCUUCAAGAAAAUGCGUUACAGACUGAGAAGCUUAAUGUACGUGAUGCUAGAACAAUGCCACCCUUAUUACUGAAAUUAUCAGAACUUCAGCCAGAGUAUCUUCACUAUAUGGGUGUUUCGUAUGGUUUGACACCAACUUUACAGAAGUUCUGGAAGAGAGAGGGUUAUUGCCCAUUAUAUCUCAGACAAACUGCCAACGAUUUGACUGGUGAACAUACAUGUGUUAUGCUUCGACCUUUGGCUGAACGUGAUACUGAGUGGUUAGGUGCUUUUGCGCAGAACUUUUAUAAGAGAUUUUUGACUUUACUUGGCUAUCAAUUCAGACACUUUACUGCUAUUACUUCAUUGAGCAUUUUGGACGCCUGUAACAAUGGUACCAAACAUUUCCAUUCAGAAGUCCCCAAACUGACUGAUGAAGAGAUUCAUCAAAUGUUUGAAUCAUUUGAUUUAAAGCGAUUAGAGGCUUAUGCUAACAAUUUGCUUGACUACCAUGUUGUUAUGGAUUUGCUUCCUAAAGUAGCUGGUCUUUAUUUUAGCGCUAAAUUCCCUGAGAAUGUUAAGCUUUCUCCUGUUCAGCAAUCUGUCUUACUUGCCCUUGGUUUACAAUUUAAGACAGUUGAUGACCUUGAACGAGAGUUUAACUUACCAUCAAACCAAUUGUUGGCUAUGUUGGUUAAGUUAUUGAAGAAAAUAACCACUUGCAUAGAUGAAAUAGAGAGCAAGAAUAUCGAACAAGAUUUGGAAGUCAACGAGAAGGCUGAAAAACCAAGUCACAGAGUUCCCGAAUUUACUCCUGUUCAGCAAUCAUUAGAAGAAGAAUUACAAGAAGGUGGUGACGAAGCUAUGUUAUCCCUUCGUGAAAAGCAAAAGGCCUUGAUAGAUGCUAUGGAUUUGGAAAAGUAUGCUAUUGGCGGUAAUGAAGAAGAUUGGAAGAAGGCUGAACAACAAAUCAAUAAAACUAAGGGUAAAGGAUCUACUGUGGUUAGUGUGAAGGGUCAAAAGAGAAAAACAGAAGCUGAUGAAGCAAAUAAACCGAAGCAACCCUCGAAGGAGAAGUCUUCUAAAAAGAAAUCAAAGAACUAA
Molecule: messenger RNA, 3102 nt
Organism: Schizosaccharomyces osmophilus
Lineage: Eukaryota; Fungi; Ascomycota; Schizosaccharomycetes; Schizosaccharomycetales; Schizosaccharomycetaceae
Gene: nat10
Product: rRNA/tRNA cytidine N-acetyltransferase
Exons: 3
Coding region: 1-3102 (1033 amino acids)
Biological process (GO): rRNA acetylation involved in maturation of SSU-rRNA
Cellular component (GO): 90S preribosome; nucleolus
Molecular function (GO): 18S rRNA cytidine N-acetyltransferase activity; ATP binding; tRNA binding
Source: RefSeq, a predicted model, not a curated record